AUGGUCCACAAAGUUCUCACAAAGUCCUGGUCGCUUCAACACGCCGAUCGCCACGCUUAUGUCGUCGCACAAGACCAAAGCUUUUCUCAGCAAGAGUUUCCGCAUGCUGAAGACGUUAAUCCCAUCUCGGCUACCAACACCAUCUGGGCCACGAUCGGAGAACGCCUUCGGGCCGAUAACACCAACAUGCGCAACAUUUCCCGUUCAUCAAUCAACUUUUUAACGGACGGCAUGCACGAGUCCCCUCAUACCGUCGACGGCAUGUUGGCUCUACUUCGCAAUCAUAUGGAAGUCAGCGAUGCAAGCAUGAUGGAUGUCUUGGGUCUUCGCGAGUCUACGGUCGACGACAUCAUCCGUGCAGAAGAGGAUGCCGAGAAGAAUGGUCAGGAACUGUACUACAUCAGGAGCUGGGCCAUGACAGUUGAAGAUCUUUAUCAACUGAUUGAAAGGUGGCAAGAUGACGAAAUCGAUCCCGAGGAGGUCUACUUUUGGUUAAGCCCAUUUUUGCUGUUGCCUGCCGAUCAGCGCUCUGACAACAUGUGCUACAUUCGCUACGUUGGCAAAUGCCGGUAUCCUACAGUUCCUUACAAGCGAAUGUUAGCGGACAUGAGGCAACGUGACAGCGGCCUUCUUUGCCAUUUCACGACCAUUCUCGAGCGCCAGUUCCCUGACACGUACGCUUCCGGACGCACGUUUGAGUUUCCGCGUGCUACACUGGAUGUCUUUGUUUCGGACCAGAUUCGGGAUGAUCGCGAACGGAUUCUGAUUGCCUUCUUUGGACGUGAAUCGCUACUCAAUCAGCAACCUGGCGGAUUCUACGCAUCCUACGUCCCAGACAUUACAGACCAUACAUUGUUUGAGACGCUCAAGACACAGUUUUGGUACCGCUUUCAACGUGCAUCCGCCGCAUGCACCGAAUCCAUCAAAGCCGGUCUGCGAGACUGGAUCACCGAAAUCACUGGCAUCACCGAAGCCUACCCAGUCGAGACCUGCACCUCCCAGCAUGCCAUGACAGAUGCCUUGCUCUCCACGAUUCGCUCACAAGCUACGCCUCGUACGGUCAAUGGGCAUACCAUUAUGGCAUUGAUUGGAAAGGAUGUUACCCGGGAAGACUAUUUGAGCGGUUCCUCCUUUCUCUCUGGUUCGUCACGGGCAGGCUAUCUUACGAGGGACUUUCUUGCUCGCCUUCAAGCAUCCGAGCAAAACUUACGAUCGUGGGAUGCGACACAGCUCACUGUACAGCCCUUUCCGUUCGUCGAUCUAUUCCCUUGGCUCUCCUUGGAACCCGUUGAUGCUGCGUUGGAUCAGCUGGGAUCCUACUUGCGAGUCACUCGGCCCCUUUUGUGCGUCACCUUUUCGUUCAAAGUGACGUCCUGUGCGAUGGCCAACUUUUACCGCCCGUAUGGCCUUACGACACUCGCAGACUUUUUGACGGCAGUGGGAUGCCCGCGGAUUCAACACUAUGCGACUCGCGACUGGCUCACUGAUGAACAAGCAAGCGCACCUCCGUCCGGCUUUUCCACCAUCAUCAUCCCCCAUUACCAUCCGGGAUACGACAAGUAUGGUUCUCAACCUUGGGAGCUUCGUCGAGUCCUAGACAUUGCAUGGAUGAUCACCAUAUUCAUUGCAACCAAGGCCUUGGACGUUGCCAGCGCUGGCCAUGACAAUCGUGAUGAGAUGGUGACGAGAAUCUUUGCCACUGUGGAUCCAGACAGUGCCACUGUCGACCCUCGACUGGUCAAGGUGUACCAAGAGCUCGAUGUCGCGAAAGAAGACUUGCGUUCCUAUGUCGAAAACGAACGAGGACGGAUCUCGCGUCUUCCUACCCGACACCCAGUGUUUUACGGGGAAUUGCAAGCUCUCCGUGCCCAACAGGCCGCCAAGGAUCGUGUUGUACGAGGCUUUUUCGCAGAGGGAGAUGCGCAAAGCGAGUCUCGCAUGGAACAGGUCAACUAUCUGUGGAAAGUGCAGUAUCCCGACCUCAUGAUGCAUAUUCCCCCCGGUCCUGGAUCCGAGCAACAGUGGAAGCAAUGGGCUGCCAGUCGCAAACAAGGGACAUCGUUCUACAUGUCCUCCCUGGUCCUUGCUUCAAGAGUGCGCGGUGUACCAGCGAUGCGGAACGUCCUGAGGCCUUUUGCACCCGAAGGUGCCGGUGAUGAUGAUUCUUGGAUGCAAGAUCCUCAACUAUUACAGCGGGCCAUCGAAGCCAAGGUUGCGCAAAUGGUUGCCGGGCAGCCUGCGAACCACUUUUCAAGUGAAAAGCAGCGCGAAAGGAGACUGGGACGUAUAACCUACCACACAAGCUUGGAGGGCACUCUGAUCAAGAUUGACGGACACGGUCGUGUGUCCUUAUUUUGGCAAGAUCCUGACGGUAGCCGACUCCGCAUCAAGCUUCGUGUAGCGCAAACUUUGGCGACGGUCCUUCCCAAUGACAAGCGCUUCAUUCACUUUGUGGAUGAAGGAAUCUCGAUCAAGGAUCAGAAUGGCCGCCUAAUGACCAUUUCUCGUGGCAAGGAAACUGUCAUUGUGAAAAAGACUGUCUUUUCAUUGUUGGAGGAUGGGGACAACCUGACCAGACUGUGGACCCAUGAGCGUACCCUGCUUGGACACCUGGCACCGACACCCGCUGGACCGUCGACUACUCUGCCCACCGCUGGACCGUCGACCACUCUGCCCACCGCUGGACCGUCGACCACUCUGCCCACCAAAGGACGUGAUGCCUUUCGCAGCAGAACCAAACCAGAAAAAGUUGCGGAAUUCAACCUUCCCUUGGCUCAGAACGAUGCACUUUGGCUCCUCUACAAAUGGUUAGAGCAGGACUAUCCUACGGGGGGCACAUUCAACGCAGCGGAUCCGGGCGACUUUCCUACUUUGGCCAAUGAUUCUCUGCAAAUGCGUUUUGCAGACUUUCUUGCCAAUCACCACGAUCACCCGUAA
This is a messenger RNA of Spizellomyces punctatus DAOM BR117, 2937 nucleotides long. RefSeq lists its product as uncharacterized. The record is from RefSeq and is a predicted model, not a curated record. NCBI's taxonomy places the organism in Eukaryota, Fungi, Chytridiomycota, Chytridiomycetes, Spizellomycetales, Spizellomycetaceae. The coding region runs from base 1 to 2937 and encodes 978 amino acids. The transcript has a single exon.